Nomascus leucogenys (northern white-cheeked gibbon) is the source of this 3104-nucleotide messenger RNA. It is a transcript of the gene PIGX, whose product is annotated as phosphatidylinositol glycan anchor biosynthesis class X. Lineage: Eukaryota; Metazoa; Chordata; Mammalia; Primates; Hylobatidae. The record is from RefSeq and is a predicted model, not a curated record. Gene Ontology annotation, cellular component: endoplasmic reticulum membrane. Gene Ontology annotation, biological process: GPI anchor biosynthetic process.
GCGUGCGCAGCUCCUCGGCCGCCCCCGGGUGGGCGGAGCGAGGAACGGCUGGGCGGGCACGACCGCCGCGCGGGAACCCUUGGGGGCCGGGGCUGCCGGCAGCUGGGAACCGCGGGCCUUAGGCCGCGCACCCAGCCCUCGGUCCCGGCCGGUAAAUCUGGGGCAGCGCGCGGUAGGAGCUGCGGGCGGCCAGGCCCCUUCCUGCGUCCGCACCUGGCCCCGCGCGCCCCUGUCGGGCGUCCGGCCUCCGGCGUCCUGGCGACUCGGGUGGCGGCGGUUCGGGCGGUCGCCUGGCUGCUCCUCGGGGCGGCGACCGGGCUCACUCGCGGGCCCCCCGCGGCCUUCACUGCCGCGCGCUCCGACGCCGGCAUAAGGGCCACGUGUUCUGAAAUUAUUUUGAGGCAAGAAGUUUUGAAAGAUGGUUUCCACAGAGACCUUUUAAUCAAAGUGAAGUUUGGAGAAAGCAUUGAGGACUUACAGACAUGCCGACUCUUAAUUAAACAGGACAUUCCUGCAGGACUUUAUGUGGAUCCAUAUGAGUUGGCCUCAUUACGAGAGAGAAACAUAACAGAGGCAGUGAUGGUUUCAGAAAAUUUUGAUAUAGAGGCCCCUAACUAUUUGUCCAAGGAGUCUGAAGUUCUCAUUUAUGCCAGACGAGAUUCACAGUGCAUUGACUGUUUUCAAGCCUUUUUGCCUGUGCACUAUCGCUAUCAUCGGCCGCACAGUCAAGAUGGAGAAGCCUCGAUUGUGGUCAAUCAACCAGAUUUGUUGAUGUUUUGUGACCAAGAGUUCCCGAUUUUGAAAUGCUGGGCUCACUCAGAAGUGGUAGCCCCUUGUGCUUUGGAGAAUGAGGAUAUCUGCCAGUGGAACAAGAUGAAGUAUAAAUCAGUAUAUAAGAAUGUGAUUCUACAGGUUCCAGUGGGACUGACUGUCCAUACCUCUUUAGUAUGUUCUGUGACUCUGCUCAUUACAAUCCUGUGCUCUACAUUGAUCCUUGUAGCAGUUUUCAAAUAUGGCCAUUUUUCCCUAUAAGUUUUAUGUAGUUAAAUGCUUCCUAGAAACCUAAAUAAGAUCUAUUAAUUUCUGAUGAGAGAUGUUCUUCUAGAAUUACUGACUUUUAUCUUUUGUCUUCAUUUGUGGCCAAAAUUAUGUUUACUAGAGGAAAUUUGGGAUCAUUCUCAGCUAAUUCCAAAAUUUAGUGCUCUAUUGCAUGGAUCCUUGGUAAUCUGCAAGCAUCAAAUGCCAUAGGAGGAAACUUAAUUCUGCUAAAUUAAUGUUUAUUUUGUGAGAAGUGACUUUAUCUUCAUUUGGGAUAGAAAAAUUAUUUCUUUAUGUAGUAGAGUCAAAUUAUUCUCAUUUUUGCGAAUACUUUCAAUUUAAGCUACAAAUUGAGAAAACCGUUAUAAAUAAGAAUAAAAUAGGCCAGGCGCAGUGGCUCACACCUGUAAUCCUAGCACUUUGGGAGGCCGAGGUGGGCGGAUCACCAGAGGUCAAGAGUUUGAGACCAGCUUGGUGAAACCCUGUCUCUACUAAAAAUACAAAAAUUAGCUGGGGGUGGUGGUGGGCAUCUGUAGUCCCAGCUAAUUGGAAGGGUGAGGCGGGAGGAUCGCUUGAACCUGGGAAGCGGAGGUUCCAGAGAGCCAAGAUCCCACCACUGCACUCCAGCCUGGGCGACAGAACGAGACCCUGUCUCCAAAGGAAAAAAAAAAGAAGAAGAAUAAAAUAAUUUGGAUGAAAAUCAUGUUUACUUAAAUAGUAAUGUCAUGAGACUAUUAAAGAUGUGCCAGAGUUUCAAUGAAAAUCAUUAAAGUAGGACAGCUAAGAAAUUAAUAUUAAUAUCAAAAUUAUUGAUAAUCUUAAAUUAUGAUUAUUCCUUAAUGCACUCCAUUCUCCUUUUACAUUUUAUCAUGUUUCUUUUGAAUAUAUGAAUUGGCAAAGGACUUGAUGAAACUGAGUACUAAGAUUUGGUACAGAGUAUGUCAGGAAGACAACUCAGAUUGCCAUUUUAAAUAAAGUUGUACGUGAACAAUAAUUGGAAUCAUCAGGUAAUUUUUUUAAACAAAGGUUCUUCAUUUACUGUUAUGAUUGGAAAAAAAUUAGAAAAUAAAGUAAGUGCCAUAGGCUAAUUAAAAAAUAAAACCUUGGCUGGGCGCGGUGGCUCACGCUGGUAAUCCCAGCACUUUGGGAGGUGGAGAUGGGCAGAUCACGAGGUCAGGAGAUUGAGACCAUCCUGGCUAAUACGGUGAAACCCCAUCUCUACUAAAAAUACAAAAAAAUUAGCCGGGCGUGGUGGUGGGCGCCUGUAGUCCCAGCUACUUGGGAGGCUGAGGCAGGAGAAUGGCAUGAACUCAGAAGCUGGAGCUUGCAGUGAGCCGAGAUUGCGCCACUGCACUCCAGCCUGGGCGACAGAGUGAGACUCUUGUCUCAAAAAAAAAAAAAAAAAAAAAUAAGUAAAUAAAACCUUAGGGCAAGCGUGUUCCAAAACAGAAGCCAUCAAAUGAGGGUGUGUUGGCAUUAUUUUAUGUAGAGUAUUGAGAUGUGAUAAACCUUUGUAUAUGCCAUCACUUCUCCAUUUCCUAAAGUAUUUUGGUGUUUUCCUGGGACUGCAUCUUGUAUAAUUUGACAUAUAUGACUUGACUAGUCAUAACAGUUCUUUUUAAAUGUGUAUUUGAGACUUAAAUAUUGGAAAAGGCAACCCAGUGCCAUAAAGCAGAAACAGUGACCUUUAAAAUGACUAAAAUUUCAACCCUGUAAGUAUAGUUUCAUACCUAUCUCAUGCUUUCUUGUAAGAAAGAAUUUCAUGUUUUAGAAACAUUUCUUUCACUAUGGGAUUAAGACACUGAAAUGGAAUUAUGUCAGCUACAAUUCAGUCACAUUGACAGGCAACGUUUUGGAAUAUGGUUAGACAGGGAGGGAACACGGUACUGUUUCACAUCUUAAGAGUAUGUGGGGGUAUGUGUAUACAGAAUGUUUCUGUUUUUGCUCAUCACAACCAGGUUUCAUCAGUAUUUAAAAUAUUUAAGAUUGUGGCUUGGAAUGUGGUUUAGCUGUUUACUCGCUUAUACAAAUAUUCAGAAGUGUAAUAAAAAUGUGAAUGAAGAAAA